AUGAGAUUGAAAAUGUGUUCCAGACGACCGAAUUUUGUGUGGUGCGGUGCGCUGGUAACGUUACUGCUGGCACUGAGUGUGAGGGCCGCGAGCGGGAUUCGUCAGGAUCAUGACGAUAUGUCGGUGGAGGAGAUGCUACGACGCGAAAGCCGUGAUGUAGACACAGACCAGACAGAGCACGCGGACCCGAUGGGCUGGGGUGACGUUGGUGACGGUGCUGUUCCGGCUGUGAUACGGAACCGACCGCGACGAACGAAACAGCUAUGGCGACAGCAUCGGCCACGGCACUCCGGGCGGCAAGAGUUAAAAUUACUUUCUGGCCUGACGGUUUCCACCGCGACCACGGACUACGAGCAGCAACUUCCGAAGGCGUCCGGUUUGUGGCCAUCAUUUUUUAAUGUAGCCCUCCGGGCGACAAUCUCCGUGAAUGCGACCUGUGGGCAGACGGGCCGGGAGGAGUACUGCCGCCUAACGGAGGCCACUGGACGCUCGCGUGGUUCCCAGUGCGGUAUUUGUGACGCGAACAAUCCCGAUCCGGAGAAACGGCACCCGAUCACAAACAUCGUCGACGGAACGAACAGCUGGUGGCAGAGCCCGACAUUGCAGAAAGGCGCUAAAAAUGAUCGCGUGACGAUCAAUCUCGAUCUCGGACAGCUGUACCAGAUAGUGUUUUUCACAAUGCGUGCCGCCAUAUCACCGCUUCCUGCCGCAUGGGUGCUGGAAAAAUCGAUAGACGGACGGGUGUACGAUGCCUGGCAGUAUUUCGCAUCCGACGACACCGAAUGCCGGGAACGGUUUGGUCUACCGGCCUACAGUACGAACUACAUCUUUAAAAGCGACACGGAGGUGAUCUGUUCGACGCAGUUUUCCACGCUCGAACCGCUGGAAAAUGGAGAAAUCAACUUGUCCAUCAUAAGUGGACGACCGAGCGAGAAGAGCACAUCACCGGAACUGCAAAAUUUUACCCUGGCCCGGUACGUACGUAUACGGCUGCUGCGUAUUCAACAGGCAGAUGCACAGCGAAGUUUCUACACCAUUCGAUCGCUCAGAAUCGGCGGACGAUGCUUUUGCUCCGGACACGCUGGUAAGUGCAAAACGAACGACAACAACAUCGACAAUGAGCCACAGUGUGAGUGCGUGCACAACACUUGUGGGGUGCACUGUGAUCGUUGCUGUCCACUGUACAACCAACGACCGUACCGUAUCGGGACGCCUGUGGCGGCAAGCAAAUGCGAAAAGUGUGAAUGCCACGGACACGCCAAAUCCUGCAUCUACGACAAAGCGGUGGAUGAGCAACAUCUGAGCGUAAGCAUCCGGGGGAAGAUGAGUGGCGGAGGCGUUUGUCAAAACUGUACGCAUUUCACCACCGGAAUCAACUGUGAGCGUUGCCUUGCUGGGUAUUACCGACCGACGGAUCGUCUACCGAACCAUUCGGAACCGUGCGUCAUCUGCAAUUGUACGGCACCCGGUGCGACGGGGGAAUGCAAUCCAGUUGGUGGAGAAUGCUACUGUCGGGAAGGUUUCACCGGUCUGGGAUGCACGGAGUGUCUUCCGGGCCAUGCGGGAGCAAAGUGUAUACGCUGCGAUUGUGAUGCUAGAGGCACACUGGCCGGUCGGGAAUGUGAUGAAAAGUGUAGCUGCAAGGCGCACGUCACCGGAGCGCGUUGCGACAGUUGUGCCGAAGGUUACUUCGCGCUGGACGAAGGUCACGCGGAUGGUUGUCUCAAGUGCUACUGUUCCGGGGUGGCAACGAGCUGCUCGUUGGCGCAUGUCGAAACGAGCAGCUAUGAAACGCUGCACGGUUGGACGGUGACCAAUUUGGGUAUGAGUGAACAAAUCGUGCCCACAAAGGAUAACGAAACGGGAUUCCUGGUGUUCGGUAUGUUCGAAAUGCCCGAAACGGAGGCUAUAUACUGGAGGGCACCGGAGGGCUAUCUCGGGAACUUGCUGCGUAGUUACGGUUCACGGUUGAACUUCAAGAUGCAGUGGAUCACGGUGCGUGGCGAUACCAGUGGGAAGCCUACGGUUGGACCGAAUCUUGUGCUGGUAGGCCGCAACGGUAUGAAGAUAGCGUACGGGGAGGAGAGUUACGAUGAGAUCGGUGAGGCUACGAUCGAGGUUCCCUUGCGGGAAGACAACUGGUAUCAUGUUCCGCGAACGGUUAAGGACAUCAUCACCCGGCUAAGGCGCACGGAGUACCACGGUGAUCCCGUCACUCGAUCGCAGUUCAUGGCGGUUCUCACGGACGUGGAGUCGUUGCUGAUACGGGGCACCUAUCACACGGACCAGGUGGAAAGCGUGCUGGAUCAGGCCCAACUAUUUUCGGGACUACACUCAACCGACGGAUCAACCUGGAACAGCAGUUCCACGUUUAUCGAGCGCUGCGAAUGCCCUGCCGGGUACAGGGGGACUUCUUGUGAGGAGUGCGCACACGGGUACGUUCGUAUCUACGAAACGAGUGUGACACACGAACGGAUCGGUCGCUGUAUUCCGUGCUCGAUGUGCCACGGGCAUGCAAGCAGCUGUGAUCUUGAAACGGGCGAGUGUGGGAGCUGUUUGCACAACACCGUCGGCACAAACUGCGAGCGGUGUUUGCCAGGGUUUUACGGUAAUGCGACUGUCGGACGGCAGGAUGAUUGUCGGCAGUGCGCUUGCCCGCUGGUGGACGUUAGCAACAACUUUUCGCCCAACUGUCAGGCUCGUGGUGGCAGUUCGGACCCAUCGGAGUACGUGUGUACGCAAUGUCCGGAUGGGUACACGGGUGAUCACUGCGAAUUAUGUGAUGAUGGAUAUUACGGCGAACCAACAGUGAUCGGAGGUCAGUGCCUUCCCUGCCCAUGCCACGGAGGACCUUGCAAAGCGAAGACGGGAGAAUGCAUCGAGUGUUUAGGUAACACCGAAGGAUGGCGCUGCGAACGGUGCAAAACCGGCUACUGGGGCAUCCCGGACGAUGGUUGCGAACCCUGCAGCUGUUCCGAGCUGGGCGCACUCGAGAACGUGUGUGACGUGACGACGGGCCAGUGCAUAUGCAAACCACGCUACGGUGGCCGUCGGUGUGAUGAGUGUGAUGUGGGAUAUGGUAAUCUGGAUCUCGACUGUCCGGCGUGUGCGUGCAAUGCGAACGGUUCGGCUAGCUUGAUAUGCAACGUUGUGAGUGGACAGUGUGAGUGUAGCGUCGGUACGGUGGGAAUCCACUGCGAUCAGUGCCAGGAAGGGUUCUUUGGGCUCUCCGAAGAACAACCGGAUGCCUGCGAAGGUUGCAACUGCCAUCCGAAAGGUGCCAUCGGCCAUGCCUGCAAUCACAAGACGGGCCAGUGUCAGUGCAAAUCAAACAUCGAAGGCCGCCAGUGCCAUUUGUGCCGGAAGGGCUUCUGGGAUUUGAACUCUGGCAAUGGGUGCAUACCGUGCGCCUGUGAUGCAAACGGAAGCGAUCUCGAGGUAUGCGAUCAGUACACGGGGCAAUGUUUCUGCAAGACGGGAGUGACUGGAACCAGUUGCGAUCGGUGUGACGUGGGUUUCUACGGAUUCAGUGCACAGGGAUGCAAGCGAUGUGAUGUGUGCAAUAGUGCAGCGUACGUAUGUGAUCCGGAUACGGGACGGUGCAUCUGUCCGGCGAACAGCCACGGACCGGAAUGCCGCUCCUGUAUCGCCAACACCUGGGGCAACGAGUUCCAGAAGGGCUGUAAACACUGCGCCUGUGACAUCGUCGGUUCGAUCGGCCAGUCGUGUGAGCGGGAAACGGGCCAAUGUAGCUGUAAGGAGGGUUACACCGGUCGUCAAUGCAGUGACUGUGCCCCGGGAUACUAUGGCUACCCGACGUGUCAUCGGUGCGCUUGCGAUGAGCGCGGAACAGUGGCGAGUAACAACGGCACGGUGUUUCCCUGCGACCGAAACGGUCAGUGUCUGUGCAAGGAAAUGGUGUACGGAAAGCGGUGCGAUCUAUGCCGGCAGGGUACGUUUGGAUUGGCUGCUUUCCAUCCGGAAGGCUGUACCAGUUGCUUCUGCUUCGGAAGGGCAAGCAAUUGUACGCAGAGUGAUCAUUCGUGGGGUCAGGUGCGGUUGGCAGGAUCGCGUAAUUUGAGCGUGGAGUACCUGGAACGUCAGGAUGGUCACAGCGAGGUGGACUAUGUUGUGAUUCUCCAGCUGGAAGGCACGCAGAUGCACCGGGAAGAUGUGAACAUUACCAGCAUGAACAAUCUUGAGCUGAUACCGAGCUCCUCGGGCAAUGUGUCGAUCGGAGCAUACACCAAGUUCCGGUAUCCGCUAUACUUCCAGCUACCACCUCAAUUCCUGGGUGAUCACACCGCCAGCUAUGGUGGGCAGCUGAACUUCACACUUAUCACGGCAGGCGCGACCACUAACAUCCAUAAAAAAUCAUUGCGUCAGUUCCCGCUGGUUCAGCUGCACACUCACGAAAAUUUGGUGCUAGACUUCUAUUGGAACGGAACCGAGCGCAACCGCAACGGACAGGCAGUAGAAUCACACACUGUGCGAUUGCUUGGAAGUCUGUGGCGCAAUCACUACGAUGGUCAACAGAUCAACCGAACGAUCUUGAUGACGGCUCUUCAGGAUGUGCGGCAUAUUUUUGUACGAGGAACAACCACAACUGACUUCCAGCAGGUUGUACUUACCAAUGUAACGCUUGAUACGGGAAUUUUCGUAGUAGGCGCCGAAAAUAACCACGCGUACGGUGUGGAGCGAUGCAGUUGCUCACCGAAAUAUAGUGGACUAUCGUGUCAGAAUCCGGGUCAAGGGUACUAUCGUCAUCGGUUGCCUAUCCUAGAUUUGGAGUGGGCCACAAUAGAUGAUAUGAUCGGCAAAGUGAUACCUUGUGGUUGUAACGGACGAAGCGAGAAGUGUGAUCCAGAAACGGGUGUUUGCUUGAACUGUCGCAACAACACCGGAGGAGAGCAUUGUGAACGUUGCGCGGAAGGAUACUACGGUGAUCCUAACCUUGGCCUGUGUGCGCCUUGUCCGUGUCCCGAAACGCGCAAAAACUUUGCCCGUGGCUGUACGGUACGUGGCAACGAGGUGCAGUGCGUAUGCAAGCCAGGCUAUACGGGGGCACUCUGCGACAGUUGCAUGCGAGGCUACUUCGGACAUCCACAUCUGGACAAUGGGCAUUGCGACGCGUGCGACUGCAAUCGGGAGGGCAGUAUGUCGGACGAGUGUGACCAUUACACGGGCGAAUGUCAUUGCCGACCGGGCAUUACCGGGCGCAAGUGUGAUCGAUGCGAGCAGCCCAAACAUAUCGUGCAGGAUUAUCGGUGCAAGAUGUGCGACAACUGCACCGUUACACUGAUAGACGAUUUCGACAUAUUGGCCAGCCGCAUGGCGGAAGAAACUGCCCACAUCGAUCGCAACGGGAUACCGGCGCCUUGGGUGGAAUUGACGAAAUAUGAAGCGAAAAUACGCCAACUGUCAGAUCGUGUAGCUCGUCUGCUCGAUGCGGAAGAUUCCGCUAAAAAGUUUAUGGCGGAUUAUGCCGACCCACUUAUGCGCAAUGCAACUCGGCUAACCAAGCGGCUCCAAAAGCUGAACAACCGUGCGAAGAACCGCGAGGAGGAAAUCCUCAAAUGUACGGAGCGCGCCAACGAGCUGUUUAACGAAAGCAACGCGAUCGGUGGUGAUCUGCGCAGCACUAUUCAGAUACUUAAGAACUAUGGAGUAGGCGAUCAUCACAUCAAACUACCGCUCGCCGUGCAAGAAGCGAAGGAAAAGCUGGCAGACAUUCGCGAACGGUACGAAGCGACACAGUUCGAUGAUACGGUGCUGGCCUGUGCCAAUAAGCAAUUCGACCAUUGGUCUAAUGUGUCGAAGAUGGUCGAGCGUCAGGGAAGGAGAUUGGAUGAUCUGAAGUUCGAGAUUGAGCAGAUACACUACAAAGCGGACCAUCUGCAAAACUACACCGUGCAAGUGUUCCGGCACGUGCAGGAAACGGAAGUGUACCAAACCGCCAACCAGAAGCACUUUGAUAAGGUCCGUGAUGCAUACCGGCAAGCGCUGGAAGAUAAUGCUAGUGUGAAGAAACUGCUCGACACCAACAUUAUGGCCGAUACGGACGUUACCCUGGUGCAGCUCGACGACAAUUACGGGCAGCUGGAGAAAGACAACGCAACACUGAACAUGCUGGUGGAGAGAUUGAAUGAAUCCACCGAAGAUUUAAUCCGCGAGAAAAGUAUCCUGCUCGAGACGCAGAUCCCCAAAGCGGUUCGACACGCGGAACAGUUGAAGGCGAAAGCGGAUCACAUCAGGAACAAGUUCCAAUCGACAGAAGACAUAUCGGCCAAGGCUAUGGAGGCAAGUCAAGCGUAUGAAAACAUCAUCUCCGCCAUUGUGUCCGCGCAGUCCAGUGCGGACAAUGCCACGAGCAUGGUUGAGAAAGCCGAUCAGAUCAUCCAUCCUUUGGACGAUGUAACGAUCAGUGAUCAAAGUCGCAAAGCGUUGGGAGUUUCUACCAAUCUGACUAGUCGAGCGAACAAGGAACUGAACAAGGCUGUUGCACUUAAUGAGACGAUGAUACAGAAGGAGAAGAGUGUGCAGAGCCUUAAGGAUCAGAUAUGGCAGACGGCGAUCAAGAACAACAAUGUGAUGGACGAACUGGGCAAGGUUGAACGAGGCGAAACGAUGAAAACGGUUCAAUCCGAUCUGGACCGUUCCAGCAUCGUGUCCGAGCAGAUGAAAUUUGUGCGCCAGGAUGCAAUCAAUCUGAACAGUGACGUGUAUAAGCUAAAGUUAAAACUGAAGUCACUCGAACCGGAGUGGGAUACCAAGUUUGGAAUGGCGGAGGAAAACGUGUCUCAAACGUUCGGUAACAUUCGGAAGGCAAAGGACAAACUGAACGGUAUCGAAGCUAUGGCGAAGAUACAGGAAGAACGGUUCAAGACGUGGAAUCAGUCGUUCUCCGGUCAGCUGCAGCAGUUGCGCGAUCAGAUUGCGUUGGCUAAGCAUGCCGCCGAAGGUAUUCGUGUCUCGAUGGAAUCGGAAGACCAGUGCAUCCGUUCUUACGCUCCCGCUAACUUCGGACCUACGACAUCCAACCGGAUAGUAAUGUCGAUCGCUCUGACGAAUCCCAACAUCCAGAACUCGCCACUUGCCUUUAUCGAAGGCGAGGGGCGACGGUUCAUAGCGCUUGAGCUCCGGCAGCGUAAGAUCCGAAUGCUUUGGAGUUUGGACGGCGUUGCAGUCAUGACGAUGACCCAUCCUCAGGAGAUAGAGGUGCGCGAUCUCAAGAACGAUGACGCGUGGUACUUCAUCGACGCAACGCGUACCUUAAACGUGGGAACGCUAAACGUGCGCCAUAUGUUACCCGCGGGCGUACUGAAUAACGCUCGUCCUGUGACUAGUGCGAGCAAUGCGGCUUAUACGACGAUCAGCAUCGGUCCGAGUAGCCGCAUCUGGGUGGGUGGUAUACCGGAUGACUUGCGCGUACCAGAGCUGGAACCGAGCCAGGGAUUGGGUGUUGCGGUGAGCCAGCUCUACGUCGAUCGGCGCCAGCUUGGUUUGUGGCACUUUACUAGCUCCAGUGGAAAGUGUGCGGGAGCGAUGUUGGGUCCGCAGGAGGUAGCCAGCUCGACGAACGAGCGAAACUUCAAUGGGAAUGGGUAUGCGGUGUUGCAGCACACUGGGCGUCAAAACAAGGUGGAGUUCAGUCUGAGCCUCAGCUUCAAGACGCUCGAUGAGGAUGCGCUCAUAUUCCUUGCACUGGACGAGAAAAAUAACCGAUCGGUAUCGCUCACCCUAUACCAAGGCCGAUUGGUAUUCCGUGUAGACUACGGCGAUGAUGCACGGUUGGAGAUAAACACAACCAAACGAUACAACACCGGUGCUUGGGUCGUAGUGGAGGCGUCUCGCCAGUACCGUAAAUCCAGAACCGACGAAGGUGUGCUAAAGGUGGACGGGCUCGACAACAUUCUCGGAUCACCCACGAAGCCGAUCGGAGCAUCGAUGCUGCCCGUUCUUAGCGAUAAGUACUAUCUUGGAGGAGUGCCUCCAGGAUUUAAAACGGGCACUACCAAAGCGCCCGGUGCCGACCACGCAUUCUUGGGCUGCGUGAAGGGACUGCAGGUCAGUGGUACCUCGUACGAUCCACUCGACAGUACGACCCACUUCGGCAUAGAGACUUCCUGCGAUAGUACGAUCGUGAAGGCAGGCUUUUUCGGCGAAGGGUACGUCGAGUUCCCAUCGUUCCCGCUGAAGAAGCGGGCGAACUUUGGCUUUGUGUUCCGCACAAUGCAACCGGACUGUCUGCUGUUGCUGUCCGCUUACCCGAGCCGCAUACACGAUGACUACGAUUCAAAGGAUACGUUCGGCAACUAUUCGGUGUUCCUAUCGGAAGGUCGACUUCAUCUCUGGAUGGAUGCUGGCACCGGUCGGAUUGAACUAGUAUCGAACGGGACGCUGAACGACGGCGAGUAUCAUGUACUCGCAAUGGUCAAACAAGGUCGCCAUGUGGAGCUGCGCAUUGACGACAAACUGCAAAUGUCCCGGACGCUGCAAUCCUCGCUAGUAAACAUGCCGGGUGAAAGUGGUGGACUGUACAUCGGUGGAGUACCUUACGAUCCGGCCUUCACAUCACUGACGAAGGUGUUCGAGGGACUGAAAGGUGUCGUCGCAAACGUGGUGUUCAACAAUCAAACGCUUUCGUUCGGCCAAGCACUCAACUUUACCGACGUGCAGAUGGGUCGCACCGGACCGGCUAUGGGCAGCCAGGGAUUGUACACGGCCCUCAUGAAGACUGAACCGAUCGGGCGAAGUUUCAAGGCAGCUCCCGAGGGUUGCCAUCGCGUCGGAAGCUAUUCGUAUGAACCGAAUGCGUUUAAGUACGGCGACAAGCCACAAAGCUACUCGGUGGUGACGGUGCAGGCAAGAAACAUAUGGCAGCGCAACUUCCACAUCGAGUUUGACUUCCGAACGUACUAUCCCAAUGGCAUUCUGUUCGUGGCGUUGGGUACCAAAGAGAAGGCGAAACAUUUCAUCAUGCUAGCGUUAAAGGAUGGCGUACUGAAGCUGACGGUGCGUGGUCGCAAACGGGACCAGCUGUUGCUGGCACCGAAACUAAACGAUGGCCAGUGGCAUCGGGUGGCACUGAGCAGCGUAAAGAAGAAAGCGACGCUGAGCGUUCAAAUUGGCAGCAGCCACAGCUCGGCGCAACUUAAACUACCAAAGAAAUUGAACGCGGCCAACACGCUGCACAUCGGUGGGUUGCCGGACGAGGUACCGAUACUACCCCGGGAGCUCCAACCGCGACCGGAAGCGUUCAAGGGCUGUCUGCGGAAGUUUGUCGUGAACAACAACACGCAGGAUUUGGCACGGCCCGGGCGCCAUUUGCACGUGGGCCAGUGUUUCCCGCGCAUCGAGCGUGGUUCCUACUUCCCGGGUGAUGCGUACGCCAUUUACAAACGCAACUUUAACGUAGGAAAGUUCGUCGAAAUCGAGCUGGAAGUACGGACGUCAGAGAUGAACGGAAUACUCAUGAGUGUGGCCGAUCAGAUCAACGGCUUCCCGGCGUUAUCGUUGGAAAUAUCAAACGGCAAUAUCAUUCUUUCGGUGGACAAUGGUGACGGUAAUCCUACGCGUCUAUCCACGACGCUUCCCUCGAAGUACACGCUUUGUGACAACCGGUGGCACAACAUCUCGGCACUGUACGAAGAUCACCAAAUGGCAUUGCGGGUGAACGAGUUCCCACCAUCGUUACUGUUGCCGCACGGAGUUGCUGGAUUCGGACGUGUUAACACUAAGGCUCCUUUAUACAUCGGAGGUCUUCCCGAUGCGGCCUCCAGUGGCACACUGCUGAUGCGGGAAAACUUGAAGGGAUGCAUACGCAACAUUGUCAUCCGUAACGAGCGCAAGGACUGGACAGACAUGGACGAUCUGCACAACGUGUUGCUGAGCGAAUGUCUAGCAGUGAAUUAG
Molecule: messenger RNA, 9915 nt
Organism: Anopheles marshallii
Lineage: Eukaryota; Metazoa; Arthropoda; Insecta; Diptera; Culicidae
Gene: wb
Product: laminin subunit alpha-1
Exons: 22
Coding region: 1-9915 (3304 amino acids)
Source: RefSeq, a predicted model, not a curated record